Messenger RNA from Micromonas commoda, 555 nucleotides. RefSeq lists its product with no specific name. Bases 1 to 555 code for a protein of 184 amino acids. Gene Ontology annotation, biological process: regulation of lipid metabolic process. Gene Ontology annotation, cellular component: mitochondrion. The transcript has a single exon. The record is from RefSeq and is a predicted model, not a curated record. NCBI's taxonomy places the organism in Eukaryota, Viridiplantae, Chlorophyta, Mamiellophyceae, Mamiellales, Mamiellaceae.
AUGGCCAUCUACGUCAAGGCGUUCUCGCUCGUGCUCAAGACGGUGUCCAAGCCCCUCGCGAAGCAGGUGAAGGAGAUGGCGAAGUCCCACCCGUUCCUACGAGAGCUAUCCAUCAGCAUGGCGCUCAAGGCUGACAGCCUGUACCAGACCAUCAUGUCCCCGACGCCUCUGAACGAGCCAAUAAUCAGCUCGGGGGGGCGAAGGAUGAAGAUACCCAAGAAGCCGCCCGUGAUGACGGAGGAUCAGGCGCUGCAGGCCGCGGGGGAUUUCCUGGCCGAGGCGACGGUGUUCGGCAUCGCGGGUGGGCUGGUGUGGUGGGAGCAGAGCAAGAGCGCGGAGAAGGACGAGAAGAAGGCGGCGGCGGCCAAGGAAGAGAGGGAGCAGCUCACGACGAUGAUUGCGCUGCAGCAGCGGACGCUGCAGGACGUGACCGAGGUGCUGAAGGAGUUCGAGCAGCACAGACGGGAAACCAGCGCGGCGCUGGAAGAGAUGCAGAGACGCGCGCGGGAGAGGGACUCGAGGCGGUGGUGGGGGUGGGCCGCCGCAGUCAGCUAG